UCUCUCACUCUCUCUCUCUCUCUUUCUCUCCAACAUGAAGAAGGAGCCAUUCUUGCUGCCCCUCGUCCUCGCCUUCGUCUCCCUGUGGCCGCGGCACGCCCAUGGCAAGCUCGGGGAGCAUACCGACCUCACCCGGGCGAGCUUCCCCCUGGGCUUCGUCUUCGGCACGGCGUCGUCGGCGUACCAGGUGGAGGGGAACGCACUGAAGUACGGCCGAGGGCCGUGCAUCUGGGACACCUUCCUGCUGCAUCCUGGUAAAACUCCUGACAAUGCGACUGCGAAUGUGACGGUUGACGAGUACCAUCGCUAUAUGGAUGAUGUGGACAACAUGGUGAGAGUGGGUUUCGACGCGUAUCGCUUCUCGAUCUCCUGGUCUCGCAUUUUCCCCAGUGGGAUUGGGAGGAUUAACAAAGACGGCGUGGAUUACUACCACAGGCUCAUUGAUUACAUGCUAGCUCAUAGCAUCACUCCAUAUGUUGCUCUCUACCACUACGACCUUCCUCAGGUGCUCCAUGAUCAGUACAACGGAUGGCUGCACACCAGAGUCGUGAGAGAUUUUGUGAGAUUUGCAGACUUCUGCUUCAAGACAUAUGGCCACAAGGUGAAGAACUGGUUCACCAUCAACGAGCCGAGGAUGAUGGCAAAUCAUGGCUACGGUGACGGCUACUUCGCCCCAGGCAGAUGCACUGGCUGCCAAUUCGGUGGGAAUUCUGCCACUGAGCCUUACAUCACAGCACAUAACCUUCUCCUUUCACAUGCUGCUGCUGUCAAGAUAUACCGAGACAAGUAUCAGGCUACUCAGAAGGGGAAGAUUGGCAUCCUUCUCGACUUCGUGUGGUACGAGCCACUCACCGACAGAGAGGAGGACCGCGCAGCUGCGCAUAGAGCCAGGGAAUUCACCCUUGGCUGGUUCCUGCACCCAAUCACGUACGGUCAUUACCCGGAAACGAUGCAGAACAUUGUUAUGCGAAGGCUGCCAAAUUUCACACGCGAGCAGUCCGAGAUGAUAAAAGGAUCGGCAGAUUAUAUUGGGAUCAACCAUUACACAACGUAUUAUGUCAGUCACCACGUCAACAAGACAUUCAUGAGCUAUCUGAAUGAUUGGGAUGUGAAGAUUUCAUAUGAGCGUGACGGUGUACCAAUCGGGAAACAGGCGUAUUCAAACUGGCUUUACGUUGUUCCUUGGGGAAUCUACAAAGCUGUCAUGCAUGUCAAGGAGAAGUACAAGGACCCCAUUAUAAUCAUAGGAGAAAAUGGCAUUGACCAGCCAGGGAAUGACACCCUACCAGGUGCACUGUAUGACUCCUUCAGGAUUGAGUACUUUGAUCAGUACCUCCAUGAGCUCAAGAGGGCCAUCACUGAUGGUGCAAAGGUCAUUGGGUACUUUGCCUGGUCACUGCUUGACAACUUCGAGUGGCGGCUCGGGUUCACCUCGAAGUUCGGCAUCGUCUACGUGGACCGGCAGACCUUCACAAGGUACCCUAAAGACUCAACACGUUGGUUCAGGAAGGUGAUAAAGAACGAGGUCUGAGGAGGAUUAUUAUCAUCACUGCUGGCGGCUGUUUUGAUCAGUGCCCUUUGGUUAUGUUAGUUUCUGUUGUAUGAAUAAGAUGUCUUGUACUAGUUGAGAACUCCUUUUUUUGUUCUAGAGUUGUACUUCAGAUUUUGCAAGUGAGGAUGAUAUUAGUUACAUUCCGGAGUUUAUACAUAACGGUGAUAAGAGAGGUGAAUUUCAAUAUUUGAAUCGAAGUAUCCAUAAUUCGUGUC
Oryza brachyantha (malo sina) is the source of this 1767-nucleotide messenger RNA. RefSeq names its product beta-glucosidase 38. The record is from RefSeq and is a predicted model, not a curated record. Gene Ontology annotation, biological process: carbohydrate metabolic process. Bases 35 to 1531 code for a protein of 498 amino acids. Gene Ontology annotation, molecular function: beta-glucosidase activity. The transcript is spliced from 11 exons. NCBI's taxonomy places the organism in Eukaryota, Viridiplantae, Streptophyta, Magnoliopsida, Poales, Poaceae.